Messenger RNA from Pseudopodoces humilis (Tibetan ground-tit), 3244 nucleotides. It is a transcript of the gene GRM3, whose product is annotated as glutamate metabotropic receptor 3. Gene Ontology annotation, cellular component: membrane. Gene Ontology annotation, molecular function: G protein-coupled receptor activity. Gene Ontology annotation, biological process: G protein-coupled receptor signaling pathway. The record is from RefSeq and is a predicted model, not a curated record. Lineage: Eukaryota; Metazoa; Chordata; Aves; Passeriformes; Paridae.
CAGUGGAAAGGCUUGACUUGUUCUUCACUGGCUUGUGGGACAGCACUUCAUAUCUGGCAAUGGAUCAGAAGGACUGAAGAGCAUUUUUGAUCCCACCAAUGUUUCUUAGAGCUGCUAAAACAGGACCAAUGAAAAUGUUCACCAGACUCCAAGUCCUUGCCCUAGCUUUAUUUUCCAAAGGAGUUUUCCUUUCCCUAAGUGACCACAGUUUUGUCAGAAAGGAAAUUAAGAUAGAAGGAGACCUGGUCUUAGGAGGCUUAUUCCCAAUCAAGGAAAAAGGUACUGGGAUAGAAGAAUGUGGAAGAAUCAAUGAAGACCGAGGCAUCCAGCGCUUGGAGGCCAUGCUGUUUGCUAUUGAUGAAAUCAACAAAGACAACUACUUGCUGCCAGGAAUUAAGCUUGGAGUCCAUAUCUUGGACACGUGUUCCAGGGAUACAUAUGCCUUAGAACAGUCUUUGGAGUUUGUCAGGGCAUCUUUGACUAAAGUGGAUGAAACAGAGUACAUGUGCCCUGACGGCUCGUAUGCCAUCCAAGAGAAUUUGCCACUGCUCAUUGCAGGAGUCAUAGGUGGUUCCUACAGCAGUGUCUCCAUACAGGUGGCAAAUUUGCUCAGACUCUUCCAGAUCCCCCAGAUAAGCUACGCCUCCACCAGUGCCAAGCUGAGCGACAAAUCCCGCUACGAUUAUUUCGCACGGACAGUGCCCCCGGACUUCUACCAAGCCAAAGCCAUGGCUGAAAUCCUGAGGUAUUUCAACUGGACGUACGUGUCAACAGUGGCUUCUGAAGGAGACUACGGGGAGACAGGGAUCGAGGCCUUUGAGCAGGAAGCUCGGCUGCGCAACAUCUGCAUCGCCACCUCCGAGAAAGUGGGACGCUCCAACAUCAGGAAGUCGUACGACGGCGUGAUCAGGGAGCUGCUCCAGAAACCCAACGCCAGGGUGGUGGUGCUCUUCAUGCGAGGCGACGACUCCCGGGAGCUCAUUGCGGCCGCCAACCGCUUCAAUGUGUCCUUCACCUGGAUCGCCAGCGACGGGUGGGGAGCUCAGGAGAGCAUCGUCAAGGGCAAUGAGCACAUAGCCUCCGGGGCCAUAACCUUGGAGCUCGCUUCCCAUCCGGUUAAAGAGUUUGACAAGUACUUCCAAAGUCUCAGCCCUUACAACAACAGGCGCAACCCCUGGUUCAAGGACUUCUGGGAGCAAAAAUUCCAGUGUAACCUGCAGAACCGGAAACCCCAUAAAAAGGCUUGUGAAAAACAUUUCACCAUCAACAGUUCCAACUACGAGCAAGAAUCCAAGAUCAUGUUUGUUGUGAAUGCUGUGUAUGCAAUGGCUCAUGCAUUGCAUAAAAUGCAGAGGACUCUCUGCCCAAACACCACCAAACUCUGUGAUGCCAUGAAGCAUCUGGAUGGCAGGAAGCUGUACAAAGAUUAUCUCCUGAAAGUAAACUUUACAGCUCCAUUCAACCCCCCCAAUGAUGCAGACAGUAUGGUCAAAUUUGAUGCCUAUGGAGAUGGGAUAGGACGAUACAACGUGUUCAAUUUCCAGUUCACUGGAGACAGAUACUCCUAUGUGAAGGUUGGUCAGUGGGCAGAAACACUGUCACUGGAGGUAGACUCUAUCCACUGGUCCAGGAGCUCCAUCCCUGUCUCCCAGUGCAGUGACCCCUGUGCUCCUAAUGAGAUGAAGAAUAUGCAACCAGGAGAUGUCUGCUGUUGGAUUUGUAUUCCCUGUGAAACCUAUGAGUACCUGGCUGAUGAAUUCACUUGUGCAGACUGCGGGCCUGGAAAAUGGCCCACAGCUGACCUGACUGGCUGCUAUGACCUUCCAGAAGACUACAUCAAGUGGGAAGAUGCUUGGGCAAUAGGUCCCGUUACCAUCGCAUGCCUGGGCUUUAUUUGUACUUUCAUGGUCAUUGGAGUGUUCAUCAAGCACAACAACACACCCCUGGUCAAAGCCUCUGGCCGUGAACUGUGCUACAUAUUGCUCUUCGGGGUCUUCCUGUCUUACAGCAUGACUUUCUUCUUCAUAGCCAAGCCUUCUCCAGCCAUCUGCACCCUGCGCCGUUUGGGGCUGGGAAGUUCCUUUGCCGUCUGCUACUCUGCCCUCCUGACGAAAACGAACUGCAUCGCCAGAAUAUUUGAUGGCGUAAAGAACGGUGCUCAGAGGCCCAAGUUCAUCAGCCCCAGCUCUCAGGUGUUCAUCUGCCUGAGUCUCAUUUUGGUACAGGUGGUGGUGGUGUCCGUGUGGCUCAUCUUGGAGGCACCAGGCACCAGGAGAUACACGCUUCCCGAGAAGAGAGAGACUGUCAUCCUGAAAUGCAAUGUCAAGGAUUCCAGUAUGUUAAUGUCCUUAACAUAUGAUGUCAUCCUCGUGGUUUUAUGCACUGUGUAUGCCUUCAAAACCAGGAAAUGUCCGGAGAACUUCAACGAAGCCAAGUUUAUCGGUUUCACAAUGUACACAACGUGCAUCAUUUGGCUGGCCUUUCUCCCUAUAUUUUAUGUGACAUCUAGUGACUACAGAGUGCAAACCACCACCAUGUGCAUCUCUGUGAGUCUCAGUGGCUUUGUUGUGCUGGGCUGCUUGUUUGCGCCCAAGGUGCACAUCAUCCUUUUCCAGCCCCAGAAGAACGUGGUCACCCACAGGCUCCACCUCAACAGGUUCAGUGUCAGUGGGACCGGGACCACUUACUCGCAGUCAUCUGCCAGUAUGUAUGUGCCAACCGUGUGCAACGGGAGGGAAGUUCUGGACUCCACCACUUCGUCUCUGUGAUUGUGGCUCGUGGUUCAGUUCUUGAGUUUUUAGACUGUUAGGCAAAAUUUUGCACAUGUUGUGCACUCCAGAGAACACCAGAAAACAAAAGACAUCCAAGCAAAAUUAGUACCUUUUUUUAGAAACAGUGUAAUAAAUUAUUUUUGAGGAUUGUACAGUAUAUAGUGACGUUCUGGAACUUUUUAGACUGAUUUUAGCCCUUCUGUUGUUAACGGUUGUAAGGGACAUGUAAAUAACCAUGGUUCACAAUGUGCAUAGUCCUGCAGUAAGGGAGUGAUUGUUGCAAGCACAGUUGCAAUGUUAGGUGACUUCUUUCCUACGAAUUUUUUUUGUAGCUCCUUGUUGUAAUUAACUUAGACUGCAUUUCUAUGUUGUAUAUUACAGUUACCGUACGUGUAACAGAUUGGUUUUCUCAGCACAAAACAGCAGUAUUAAUGUAAAGGCACCAAUAAUAAAAAGAUAAAAGUUUUUCAGCA